GGAAAAUCCAAGUUGGUUGGUACACGUGCGGACUUCCAACUGAUUGACCUGCCACCUGGUGAGCAAGUUCUCUUCGUAACAAACGCUACUCGAAGAUCCGUCUGUUAAAAUUUUAGUCCUUUCGGGCAUCGUCAUCAAGGAGUUCCAUUUCAGCAAUUAAAAUCAUGUCUGACAUGGAAGGAGGUGAUGUGUUGAGUGCCCCAGUUGCCGGUGGCCCAAUGGAUAUCAACACAGCUACACAGGAGGUUCUGAAGAAUGCCAUGAUCCAUGAUGGUUUGGCCCGUGGUCUCCAUGAGGCUGCCAAGGCUUUGGACAAGCGCCAGGCUUUGCUCUGCGUGUUGGCUGACAACUGCAGUGAACCCAUGUACAAGAAACUGGUCACCGCUCUCUGCCAAGAACACAACAUCCCCUUGAUGAAAGUUGACAACAACAAGAAGCUUGGUGAAUGGGCUGGUCUUUGCAAGAUCGACAAGGAGGGCAAGGCCCGCAAGGUCGUCGGAUGCUCCUGCGUCGCCGUCAAGGAUUGGGGUGUUGAGACCGAGGCAACUGCUGUCGUUCUCGAUUACCUGAAGAAGCAGUAAAUUUCAACGACUGACUUCGAACGAGUUUAACGGGAUGUGUUUACCUGCUGCUCAUGUAUCAUGUUGUGCAUAAAUAUAUCCUGAUUGAAGUCGA
Molecule: messenger RNA, 675 nt
Organism: Daphnia pulicaria
Lineage: Eukaryota; Metazoa; Arthropoda; Branchiopoda; Diplostraca; Daphniidae
Gene: RpS12
Product: 40S ribosomal protein S12-like
Exons: 4
Coding region: 165-581 (138 amino acids)
Biological process (GO): translation
Cellular component (GO): cytosolic small ribosomal subunit; ribosome
Molecular function (GO): structural constituent of ribosome
Source: RefSeq, a predicted model, not a curated record